This is a messenger RNA of Herpailurus yagouaroundi (jaguarundi), 2626 nucleotides long. RefSeq names its product relaxin family peptide receptor 3 (gene RXFP3). Gene Ontology annotation, biological process: positive regulation of cytosolic calcium ion concentration; cell chemotaxis; calcium-mediated signaling. Gene Ontology annotation, cellular component: external side of plasma membrane; membrane. The record is from RefSeq and is a predicted model, not a curated record. Gene Ontology annotation, molecular function: C-C chemokine receptor activity; C-C chemokine binding. The transcript has a single exon. Lineage: Eukaryota; Metazoa; Chordata; Mammalia; Carnivora; Felidae.
AUGACCUAGAGGCACCUGUGCUUGCAGGUAGUCGCUGCAGCCACGACAGUCACCAUGAAGAAGGCGGCUGGCGGAGACGAGCUCGCAGAACUCUUCAGUAUGAUCCCGUACCUUCUGCAGGCGGCCAACACCAGCGGCAACGCGUCGCUGCGGCUUCAGGACUUGUGGUGGGAUCUGGGGCUAGAGCUGCCUGAUGGCGCGGCGCCGGGGCAUCCCCCGGGCACCGGCGGGACAGAAAGUGCAGACACCGAGGCCCGGGUGCGGGUCCUCAUCAGCGUGGUGUACUGGGUGGUUUGCGCGUUGGGCCUGACCGGCAACCUGCUGGUGCUCUACCUGAUGAAGAGUAAGCAGGGAUGGCGCAAGUCCUCCAUCAACCUCUUCGUCACCAACCUGGCGCUGACAGACUUUCAAUUCGUACUCACCCUGCCCUUCUGGGCGGUGGAAAACGCUCUGGACUUCAAAUGGCCCUUCGGCAAGGCCAUGUGUAAGAUCGUAUCCAUAGUGACGUCCAUGAACAUGUACGCCAGCGUCUUCUUCCUCACCUCCAUGAGCGUGGCGCGCUACCACUCGGUGGCCUCGGCUCUUAAGAGCCACAGGACCCGAAGGCACGGCCGGUGCGACUGCUGCGGCAAAAGCCUGGGGGGCAGCUGCUGCUUCUCAGCCAAAGCACUGUGCGUAUUGAUCUGGGCCUCCGCCGCGCUGGCCUCGUUGCCCAAUGCCAUCUUCUCCACCACUAUCAAGGUGAUGGGCGAGGAGCUGUGCCUGGUGCGCUUCCCAGACAAGUUGCUGGGCGGCGACAGACAGUUCUGGCUGGGCCUCUACCACUUGCAGAAGGUGCUGCUAGGCUUCGUGCUGCCCUUGUGUAUCAUCAGCCUGUGCUAUCUGCUGCUGGUGCGCUUCAUCUCCGAUCGCCGAGUGGCAGGGACCGAAGGAGGAGCCUCGGCUGCCCGGGGCAGCCUGGCCGCAGCCAGCGCCAGGAGACGGUCCAAAGUCACCAAAUCAGUGACCAUCGUGGUCCUAUCAUUCUUCCUGUGUUGGCUGCCCAACCAGGCGCUCACCACCUGGAGCAUCCUCAUCAAGUUCAACGCGGUGCCCUUCAGCCAAGAGUAUUUCCUAUGCCAGGUAUACGCGUUCCCGGUGAGCGUGUGCCUGGCUCAUUCCAACAGCUGUCUCAACCCCAUCCUCUACUGCCUCGUGCGCCGCGAGUUCCGCAAAGCGCUCAAGAGUCUGCUGUGGCGCAUCGCGUCGCCCUCUCUCACCAGCAUGCGCCCUUUCACCGCCACCACCAAGCCAGAGCCCGAAGAUCAGGGGCUGCAGGCCCUGGCACCUCUCCACCCGACCGCGGAGCCAGACCUGGUCUACUACCCGCCUGGCGUGGUGGUCUACAGUGGGGGGCGCUACGAUCUGCUGCCCAGCAGCUCCGCCUACUGACUCAGCCCAGGGUGCGCAGUCACCGCAAAGUGGCCUUCCCCGGGUGGGGAAAGAGGAGAGCGGAUUAGGAGAUGCUGGGCGCCCGCCGGAUCGAGAGGUAGGAGGGACGAGGAUAGGGAGGGGCGCAAGGGAGCCGCCACUGAAGAGACGAGGGGGCUGUCUCCGGGGAGGGAAGGCUUCCAGACAGGGUGGAGAGAGGAAGCUGGCAAAGGGGCCCGGGUCAGCAUCGCAGAGCCAAGCCACCAGCCCGCGUCCCCCUUCUCUCCCCCCACACCACUUCCUCUCUUUAGGCUGUCAACACUGGGCAGGGUAGGGGCGCCCAGAAGCGGAGAAAGGACUCAGGAAUGUAAAAAAUUGGGGCGCGAGGAAGUGGGGCUCAGCCAAGUGGUGCGCAGGCAAUUGAGCGCAUUUAUUCCAGCGACUUUUAUGGAGCUCUUGAAAGGGUCCUAGCGGCGCGUCCAACUGGGGGAGCCUCCCACAAAAACCAUUCCUUCGCGCCUUGGCAGGCGAGCCCGCCGCAGCGCCUUCUGACUUGCGGCGUGGCUGCGCAGAGAGCCCGGUUUGGGAAUAAGAAACUUUUUCGGAGUUGGAAGAAAGUAGCGACGGUCUUGAUCCGCGUUCAAGAGAAAUGCACCGCGAGAGAGAGGCAUCUCCCGUGACGCCAUUGUAUCAUUUACCAUCGCGGACAGGGGGAGUGGGUACGCGGGAGCCGGGCCGCGACUCUGUGCUCAGCUGUCACCUGAGACAAAACACUUGCCAGCAAACGCCGCGAGCGAUUCGCUGGAGAGUGGCGUCCCUGAGGGAGGGAGCAGAUGCAUUGUGAUUAGAGGGACUGAACUGAGACCUUUUCAGGCUCUCGCCUCUGAAGGAAAAGGGGAGCUCACGUGCUCCCUUAGUAACCGAGCAGGAAGAGAGGGCGCCAGGUGCCGGAAGCCUGGACUUCCCAGUUCCCUGGGAAGCGGCGUGGGUACUGGAAAAGCUGUGUGCUCCUUUCUGCGCGCGGCAGGUGAGCUGUGCCCUGGAGCAACUUGAAAAGGUCUGAGUAGACACGCUACUGGGCGUGGGGACUUUUCUGUAGCCUCUCCUCCUUCACUCUUUGGAACUCCGGGUGCCCGUUUGAUAGAGGCUCUACCAGCCUGUAGAAGGGUCGGCUUCUAUAGGCUCAGGACAGAAAACUAAAAGAUGCUGUAGAAAU